CUCUGGUCCACUCCACACACCCGUUGCUUCUGCUCUUGCUUCUAUAGAACAUAUAAACACAAUGUCGUCACGCAAGAAGGUUUUGCUCAAGGUCAUCAUCCUCGGAGACAGCGGCGUCGGCAAGACGUCUCUCAUGAACCAGUACGUCAACAAGAAGUUCAGCAAUCAGUACAAGGCUACCAUUGGCGCUGACUUCCUCACCAAGGAGGUCAUGGUCGACGACAAGCUUGUUACCAUGCAGAUCUGGGAUACCGCCGGCCAAGAGCGAUUCCAAAGCCUCGGUGUUGCUUUCUACCGUGGCGCUGACUGCUGCGUGCUUUGCUUCGAUGUCACCACCCCCAAGACCUUCGAGACCCUUGACAGCUGGCGUGAUGAGUUCCUGAUCCAGGCCUCGCCCCGCGAUCCCGAGAACUUCCCUUUCGUCGUUCUUGGUAACAAGAUCGAUCUCGAGAACCGAGCUGUUUCUGACAAGCGCGCCAAGGCUUGGUGCGGACAGAAGAACAACAUUCCGUACUUUGAGACCUCCGCCAAGGAGUCAAUUAACGUUGAGCAGGCUUUCCAGACCAUUGCCAAGAAUGCCCUCCAGCAAGAGAGCGAAGCUGUGCUCUACAACGAGUUCCCCGACCCGAUCAAGAUUACCGGCGACACUGCUGGCGGUGACAAGGGUGGCUGCGGCUGCUAAAAGUCUUUUUGCUCUUUUUUUUUUUCCGGUUUUCGUAGUUUGUUUUGUCUACUUUUUUUUCUCUCUCUCUUUGAUCUGUCGCGCUAGAAGCGAUCGACCAGAUACUGCGACCGCGCCCACCCCACCCACCCUCUGAAUUGCCUUGCUGCCUGUCGGUGCGGAGUCUCUGGAGAUUGCUUGUGGUUGAAUUGUUGAUGAUUUUGUGCCAGUUUGUUUUUUUGUUCAUGUUGAAACUUUUUUUUCAAUC
Capsaspora owczarzaki ATCC 30864 is the source of this 929-nucleotide messenger RNA. RefSeq names its product ras family protein. Lineage: Eukaryota; Filasterea; Ministeriida; Capsasporidae. Gene Ontology annotation, biological process: phagosome-lysosome fusion; endosome to lysosome transport. Gene Ontology annotation, molecular function: GTP binding; GTPase activity. Gene Ontology annotation, cellular component: late endosome; phagocytic vesicle; lysosome. The transcript has 3 exons. The coding region runs from base 62 to 682 and encodes 206 amino acids. The record is from RefSeq and is a predicted model, not a curated record.